UUAGGGUAUAAAAAGCCCCAAAUUACUUUCCCUCUCUUCAAACAAAUUCCUCUCUCCUCUCUCUCUUUCUCUCUCGUUCUUCAAUCAUCUCGAAAAAAGGACUCAAAAAUGGCGACUUUUGAGCUAUACAGGAGGUCGACGAUUGGGAUGUGCUUGACUGAAACACUUGAUGAAAUGGUAUCUAAUGGAAUUCUUAGUCCGGAGCACGCCAUUCAAGUUCUCGUUCAGUUUGACAAGUCAAUGACUGAAGCUUUGGAGACUCAAGUAAAGAGCAAGGUUACUAUUAAGGGACAUCUUCACACCUACAGGUUCUGUGACAACGUGUGGACUUUUAUCUUACAAGAUGCUGUGUUCAAGAGCGAGGAAUGCCAGGAGACUGUUAACCGCGUUAAGAUUGUGGCAUGUGACUCAAAGCUGCUCACACAGUGAGAAGACAGCUGAUUGAGAGAAUUUUCUGUCUGUUACUGAUUUCCAUUUCUAUAAUUAAUGUAGAAAUCGACAUAUUAUAAGUCUGAGAGAAGAGGGUGGAGUGUAGGUGUGGUUAUAUCCAUUCUGGGUAUAUUUCCAGGGCUGUUUAACACCUCUAUAUUUUGUACAAACCAGCAAACAUCAAUAGCUAUCCUUAGUCAAACUGUUAUGUUUAUGAUGCCAAUGUAUUUUACUAUGGACCUUUUGUACAAUGUUGAACUUUAGUAUUUCUGACAUUUAUAUGA
This is a messenger RNA of Solanum pennellii, 713 nucleotides long. RefSeq names its product transcription initiation factor IIA subunit 2. NCBI's taxonomy places the organism in Eukaryota, Viridiplantae, Streptophyta, Magnoliopsida, Solanales, Solanaceae. Gene Ontology annotation, cellular component: transcription factor TFIIA complex. Gene Ontology annotation, molecular function: RNA polymerase II general transcription initiation factor activity; TBP-class protein binding. The record is from RefSeq and is a predicted model, not a curated record. Gene Ontology annotation, biological process: transcription initiation at RNA polymerase II promoter; RNA polymerase II preinitiation complex assembly. The transcript is spliced from 4 exons. Bases 109 to 429 code for a protein of 106 amino acids.